This is a messenger RNA of Komagataella phaffii GS115, 456 nucleotides long. RefSeq names its product One of 10 subunits of the transport protein particle (TRAPP) complex of the cis-Golgi. Gene Ontology annotation, biological process: endoplasmic reticulum to Golgi vesicle-mediated transport. Gene Ontology annotation, cellular component: TRAPP complex. The transcript has a single exon. Lineage: Eukaryota; Fungi; Ascomycota; Pichiomycetes; Pichiales; Pichiaceae. The record is from RefSeq and is a predicted model, not a curated record. The coding region runs from base 1 to 456 and encodes 151 amino acids.
AUGAAAGUGCUCUCCUUAUACUUGCUGAACAAAUCGGGUGGGCUAAUUUAUCAACGCGACUUCAAUCCAGAGUCCAAUGGAAUCAACAAGCUAAGCUCUAACGAUUACUUAAUCACUGCGGGCACUUUACACUCAAUUCACGCUAUAGUUGCAGGCCUAACACCUCCAGUUCUCUACCCUAUACAAGAAAAUCAGACGGGAAAUCAGAACCAAACGGGGCUGUUUCAAGUGGAAACUGAAAAAUUCAACCUGUUCAUUUACCAGACAUUGACUGGUUUAAAGAUCAUCUCCAUUGUCCAGAAGGGGGUGAGCCAAGAGACGGCCACGAGAUUCAUGGCCAAUGUGCAUUCUAUUUAUUCAGAUUACGUUAUGAAAAACCCGUUUUACACUUUAGACAUGCCUAUUAAAUGCCAGUUAUUCAGCAACAAAGUGUUAUUGUUGAGUGAGGCUAGUUGA